Athalia rosae (coleseed sawfly) is the source of this 2278-nucleotide messenger RNA. Its product is annotated as cytochrome P450 6a2-like. Lineage: Eukaryota; Metazoa; Arthropoda; Insecta; Hymenoptera; Athaliidae. Gene Ontology annotation, molecular function: heme binding; iron ion binding; oxidoreductase activity, acting on paired donors, with incorporation or reduction of molecular oxygen. The record is from RefSeq and is a predicted model, not a curated record. The transcript has 6 exons. The coding region runs from base 124 to 1677 and encodes 517 amino acids.
UCCGAAGCCUGAGUAUGAGAUGCGCCGACCCGGUGAUGAGCUGAAUUUUCGUUGAGUGUAAUUUUUCAUAGAUCGUUAGAGCUCGGAGUAAUGCUCUAGGAGUUUGAUUCAGCCAUCGACAAAAUGGCGCUAUUUUCGACGCAGGUUUAUUUCCAAAUUCUUGGAGCUUUGAUUGGCUUGGUCGGUUUCGCGUAUAUUUACCUCAGACAUGUGGCAUAUAAGUACUGGAGUUCAAAGGGAGUACCGCAGACGAAUCCGACUGCCCCCUUUGGAGACUUGUGGCCGGUCCUCAGGGCGAAAAAAUCGAUAGGUCAACUGGUCCGAGAUGAAUACUUCGAGUUUGAAAAAAAACCGAUCUUCGGAAUGUACUCUUUCCACAAACCAACCUUGGUGAUUCGAGACCCUGAAAUCAUUCGAUUCGUGCUUAUUAAAGAUUUUCCGCACUUCCAAGACCGCGGGGUGUACUACAACGAAGAAGUCGAUCCUUUGUCGGGCCAUUUGUUCAGCUUGUCCGGUCCGAAAUGGAAGAAGUUGAGGGUCAAGUUUUCGCCAACGUUCACUUCUGGAAAAAUGAAGUACAUGUUCGCCACUGUCAAAGAGUGUUCCGAAAAGCUCGCGCUUUACUUCGGGGAGGAAGUUAAGCGAAAUAAUCAGCUGGUCGAAGUCAAAGAUUUCAUGGCAAGAUUUUCUACGGAUAUCAUUUCAUCGGUUGCUUUUGGUAUCGAGUGCAACAGCAUGAAAAAUCCAAACGAUGAAUUUCGCGAAUGCGGUCGAGCGGCGUUUAAAUCUAGACCUCUGAUAAACGCACUGUUCGCAGUAUUUCCGGACGCGUUAAAAUUAUUCAACAUGAAGGUCAUCCUCCCAGAGGUUUCGAAUUUCUUCAUCAAGGCGUUCAACGAUACCGUGAAAUAUAGAACAGAGAAGAAAUUAAUUCGAAAAGAUUUUCUCGAGCUGAUAAUUCAAUUGAUGAACAAAGGCUGCGUACAGGGCGACGACGAGGAGGAAACGGCGACCGAGUCAAAGGAUAAUAGUGAAAAAAUCACGAUGCUCGAAGGAGCUGCACAAGCGUUCGUCUUUUUUCUGGCCGGAUCCGAGACCUCGUCGUCAACGGCGACACACUGUCUCUACGAGUUGGCGUUCCAUCAGGACAUUCAAGACAAGCUGGCUAGCGAGAUAAAAACGGUAACGGAGAAAUUCGGAGGAGUUACUUACGAGAGCAUCGCGGCAAUGCCGUAUUUGCACAAGGUGGUGUCCGAGACUCUCCGAAAAUAUCCAUCGGUCCCCAUACUGAACCGACAGGCAACUGCGGACGUUGAAUUGCCCGGACUCGGUCUCACAGUUGCAAAAGGAACUCCAAUUAUCAUUCCAGUUUACGGACUGCAUUCGGAUCCCGACAUAUACCCAAAUCCGCAGGUGUUCGAUCCGGAACGAUUCAGCAAGGAGAAUAUUGACCGCAGACAUAAUUACGCCUAUCUUCCCUUUGGCGAGGGACCGAGAAACUGUAUCGGAAUGAGAUUUGGACUUCUCCAAAGUAAAAUUGGUAUCAUCAGCCUGAUAAGCAAGUUCCGGUUGGCUCCAGCACCUGAUACCGCAGUUCCACUACCCAUAGACACGGGUAACUUUGUGCUUUGUCCAGGGGAAGGAAUAGUGCUUCGCGUCGAAGAGAGAUCCAAUUAAUAAUAACCUGGUUUAUACUUUUGAGUGAUCGUAAGUACGUAAGUUCAAUAUUUCAAAGCAGCGGUGCUUUGUUACUUGAACGAAUUCGACCGUCAAACGACUUUGAAAAAUGGUCGUCGUUACGGCAAAAUGGUAAAAACAAUAUUCAGUUGGUCUUAUAGUGAACAUUUUUUUUAAAAGCUUCAAUUCUCGAUUUCGAAUGAAAAAUUACGAGAAUUUAAGUGCUCGCGUAAAACUUUAAACGCGUUCUUCUCGAAACCACUUUUUUCAAACUGGGAGGUCCGAAUAUUUGAACACCGUUGCGUGGAUCGAUUCAAAAUUUUCAUAAGCUUCACAAUUAUAUUCUCUACGGAAGUACGUAGCCAUUUUUUUAUUUUACGUGAACUUUUUUUUUAUCAACGAUUCACUGCUUAUUUUUUGAUAAAAAAUCGUUUCAUUUUUUUUCCAAGUACACCAUUUCUACAAAAGUUGAUUAAAAAAAAAAAACCCCUACGUACUCUUAUAAGCAAUGAUAUAUAGAUUUUAAACAGCGAUUUCAAACAUUGUCUCUGUCGCCUCCAUUUCAAACCACAAUUGUAAUAAAAAAAAAAUAUUCUCCAUA